Erinaceus europaeus (western European hedgehog) is the source of this 4716-nucleotide messenger RNA. RefSeq names its product kinectin 1 (gene KTN1). The transcript has 44 exons. Gene Ontology annotation, molecular function: kinesin binding. Bases 172 to 4197 code for a protein of 1341 amino acids. The record is from RefSeq and is a predicted model, not a curated record. Gene Ontology annotation, cellular component: endoplasmic reticulum membrane. Lineage: Eukaryota; Metazoa; Chordata; Mammalia; Eulipotyphla; Erinaceidae. Gene Ontology annotation, biological process: microtubule-based movement; protein transport.
CGCCUCGCCCCGCCCCGUAGCCGCCCGUUUCCUGCCGGGCGGCGCUACAGCACCUGAGCGGCGGCGGCGCCUCGGAGAGGGUAGCUCGUGCUGUAGUGCCGGCGCCGCCGCGUCUUCCCGGCCUCCUUUCCCGGGCGCGCAGGGUUUUAUAGAAUCAUUAAGAAAAGCACCAUGGAGUUUUAUGAAUCAACAUAUUUCAUUGUCCUUAUUCCUUCAGUAGUUAUUACAGUAAUCUUCCUCUUCUUCUGGCUUUUCAUGAAAGAGACAUUAUAUGAUGAAGUUCUUGCAAAACAAAAAAGAGAACAAAAACUUAUCCCUACUAAAACAGAUAAAAAGAAAGCUGAAAAGAAAAAGAAUAAAAAGAAAGAAAUUCAGAAUGGUAACCUCCAUGAGUCUGAUUCUGAGAAUGUGCCCCGAGACUUUAAAUUAUCUGAUGCUGUAGAAGAUGAGCAAGUUGUGCCUGUGCCACUGAAUGUGAUUGAGACAGUGAGUAGUGUUAGAGAAAGGAAGAAGAAAGAGAAGAAGCAUAAGCCAGUACCAGAAGAGCAGAUCACCAAAGAAACUGAUAUUUCAAAGACUCCAGGCAAAAAGGUAGAACCUGUCCCAGUUACUGCACAUCCAGUCCCCCCCAUUGAAGUAGCUGCCUCAAAGAAGAAACCAGGACAGAAGAAGUCUAAAAAUGGAAACGAUGAUCAGGAUAAAAAGAUGGAGAAUCUCAUGGCACCGUCAAAAAAGCAAGAAUCCUUAUCCCUGCAUCAAGAGGUGAAACAAGAAAGUGGAUCAGGAAAGAAGAAAGUUUCAUCAAAGAAGCAAAAGACUGAAAAUGUCUUGGUAGAUGAACCUCUUAUUCAUGCAACUACUUAUAUUCCGCUGAUGGAUAAUACUGACUCAAAUGCUUUGGUGGACAAGAGAGAGAUUAUUGAUCUGAUCAAACCUGACCAUAUAGAAGGAAUCCAGAAAACGGGGGUAAAAAAACCCCAAAAUGAAACCAACAAAGAAAACGCUGAAGUGAAAUUUAAAGAUUUUCUUCUAUCCUUGAAGACUAUGAUGUUUUCUGAAGAUGAAGCACUUUGCGUUGUAGACCUGUUAAGGGAGAAGUCUGGUAUAAUACAAGAUGCCUUUAGAAAGUCAAGUAAAGGAGAAUUGACUGCACUCCUACAUCAGCUUCAAGAAAAAGACAAAUUGCUUGCUGCUGUGAAGGAAGAUGCUGCUGCUACAAAGGAUCGUUGUAAGCAGUUAACCCAGGAAGUAAUGGCUGAAAAAGAAAGAAGUAAUGUUGUUAUAGCAAGAAUGAAAGAUCGUAUAGGAACAUUAGAAAAAGAACACAGUGUAUUUCAGAAUAAAAUUCAUGUCAGUUAUCAAGAGACCCAACAGAUGCAGAUGAAGUUCCAGCAAGUUCGUGAACAGAUGGAGGCUGAGAUUGCUCACUUGAAACAGGAAAAUGGCAUACUGAGAGAUGCAGUCAGCAAUACUACAAACCAACUAGAAAACAAGCAGUCUGCUGAACUCAGUAAGCUGCGCCAGGAUUGUGGUAGAUUGAUGAAUGAACUGACUGAGAAGAAAGGAAAGCUACAGCAAGAGGAAGUUCAGAAGAAGAAUGCUGAGCAAGCAGUUACUCAGCUGAAAGUCCAACUACAAGAAGCUGAGAGGAGGUGGGAAGAAAUUCAGAGCUAUAUCAGGAAGAGAACAGCAGAGCAUGAGGCAGCACAGCAAGAUUUACAGAGUAAAUUUGUGGCCAAAGAAAAUGAAGUACAGAGUCUGCAUAGUAAGCUUACAGACACAUUGGUGACAAAACAGCAGUUGGAACAAAGACUAAUGCAGUUAAUGGAGUCAGAACAAAAACGAGUGAAUAAAGAAGAAUCUCUACAAAUGCAAGUUCAGGAUGUUUUAGAGCAGAAUGAGGCUUUGAAAGUUCAAAUUCAACAAUUUCAUUCCCAGAUAGCGGCUCAGACUUCCGCUUCGGUUCUAGCAGAAGAACUACAUAAAGUGAUUGCUGAAAAGGAUAAGCAGAUAAAACAGACUGAAGAUUCUUUAGCAAAUGAGCAUGAACAUUUAACAAGUAAAGAGGAGGAACUUAAGGAUAUACAGAAUAUGAAUUUCUUAUUAAAAGCUGAAAUACAAAAAUUACAAGCUCUUGCAAAUGAGCAGGCUGCUGCUGCACAUGAACUAGAGAAGAUGCAAAAAAGCCUUCAUGUUAAGGAUGACAAAAUAAGAUUACUUGAAGAACAGCUACAAUGUCAAAUUUCAAACAAAAUGGAAGAAUUCAAGAUCCUUAAUGACCAAAACAAGGCAUUAAAAUUAGAAGUUCAGAAGCUACAGACUCUUGUUUCUGAACAGCCCGAUAAAGAUGUUGUGGAACAAAUGGAAAAAUGCAUUCAGGAAAAAGAUGAGAAGUUGAAGACUGUGGAAGAACUACUUGAAACUGGGCUUAUUCAGGUGGCCACAAAAGAGGAAGAACUCAAUGCAAUAAGAACAGAAAACUCAUCUCUGAUGAAAGAAGUUCAAGACUUAAAGGCUAAGCAAAAUGAUCAGGUUUCUUUUGCAACUCUAGUUGAAGAACUAAAGAAAGUGAUCCAUGAAAAAGAUGGAAAGAUCAAGUCUGUGGAAGAGCUUCUGGAAGCUGAACUUCUCAAAGUUGCUAAUAAGGAAAAAACUAUUCAGGAUUUGAAACAGGAAAUAGAGGCUCUUAAAGAAGAAAUAGGAAAUAUCCACCUUGAAAAGGCUCAACAGUUAUCUAUCUCUUCUCAAGUCCAGGAGCUUCAGAAUUUAUUAAAACGAAAGGAGGACCAGAUGAAUACUAUGAAGGCUGUUUUAGAAGAGAAGGAGAGAGACAUAGCCAGUAAAGGGAAAUGGGUACAGGAUCUUCAAGAAGAAAUUGAAUCUUUGAAAUCUGUUCAGGAGAUAGCACAUCCUAACUUCAAGGAGGCUAAUUCCACAUCACGAUGUGAAGAGCUUGAGACUAUGUUGAAAGAAAAGCAAAAUGAAAUGAAGAGAGUAGAAACUAUGCUAAAAGAGAGGGAAAGUGAUCUUUCUAGCAAAAUAAAGCUGUUGCAGGUGGUACAAGAAGAAAACAAAUUAUUUAAAUCUCAAAUUGAGCAGAACAACCAAGAGGCAUCUUUUCCUUCUCAUGAAGAACUAUUAAAUGUAAUUACAGAAAGAGAGAACAAAAUAGCCCGUCUCCAGAAUGAGUUAGAUUCUUUGAAGGAUGCUGUUGAACACCAGAGGAAGAAAAAUAAUGACCUUCGGGAGAAAAACUGGGAAGCAAUGGAAGCAUUGGCAUCAACUGAAAAAAUGCUGCAGGACAAAGUGAACAAGACUUCCAAGGAAAGACAACAAUACAUAGAAGCUGUUGAGUUGGAAGCUAAAGAAGUUCUGAAAAAAUUAUUUCCUAAGGUGUCCAUUCCUUCUAAUUUGAGCUAUAGUGAAUGGUUACAUGGAUUUGAAAAGAAGGCUAGAGAAUGUGUGGCUGGAAUUUCCAGUUCAGAUGAAGUUAAGGUUCUGGAGCACAAAUUGAAAGAAGCUGAUGAAAUGCACACAUUAUUACAACUUGAAUGUGAAAAAUAUAAAUCUGUCCUUGCAGAAACAGAGGGAAUUUUACAGAAGCUGCAGAGAAGUGUGGAACAAGAAGAAAAUAAAUGGAAAGUAAAAGUUGAUGAAUCACAAAAGACCAUUAAACAGAUGCAGUUGUCAUUCACAUCUUCAGAGCAAGAGCUAGAGCGGUUAAGAAGAGAAAAUAAAGAUAUUGAAAAUCUAAGAAGAGACCGAGAAAAUUUGGAGAUGGAACUAGAGAAGGCAGAGAUUGAACGAUCUACCUAUGUUACAGAAGUCAGAGAGCUGAAAGAUCUGUUGACUGAAUUGCAGAAAAAACUUGAUGAUUCAUAUUCUGAAGCAGUAAGACAGAAUGAAGAGCUAAAUUUGUUAAAGACACAGUUAAAUGAAACACUCACAAAACUUAGAAUGGAACAAAAUGAGAGACAGAAGGUAGCUGGUGAUUUGCAUAAGGCUCAACAGUCAGUAGAUCUUAUUCAAUCAAAAAUAGUCAAAGCUGCUGGAGACACUACUGUUAUUGAGAAUAGUGAGGUUUCCCCAGAAGUGGACUCUUCUGAGAAAGAAACAAUGGCAAUAAGUCUAAAUCAAACUGUAACACAGUUACAACAGUUGCUUCAGAAAGUAAACCAACAGCUUACAAAGGAGUAAGAUCACUUAUCAGGGUUUAGAGUGAAGUAAUUGAAGACAGUUCAUUCGAGAUAACCGAAGGCAUUGUAUUAUAUUUUGCCAAAUUAAAGCCUUAUUUAUGUUUUCACCCUUUCUACUUUGUCAGAAACACUGAACAGAGUUUUGUCUUUUCUAAUCCUUGUUAGACUACUGAUUUAAAGAGAGAGAGAGGAAAAAAAAAAAGCCAACUCUGUGGAUACCUUCAGAGUUUAGUUUUCUAAUAAAAAAAAAAAAAGUUUGAAUAAUUAGACCUUUACAUUCCUGAGGAUAAAAUAAACAUGUAUACUCUUUUAUCUUAUUUUGCUCAAUAAAAUUGUUCAGAAGAUCAAAAGUAGUAAAGACAUAUAAAAUUUAACAUUUUAAUACUGAUGUUGUACAAUGUUUUACUCACAUUUUGAGGAGUAACUGCCUCUGACUUCAACUCAAGAAAAACACUUUUUUGUUGCUAAUGUAAUCAGUUUUUGUAAUGACGUCAGCAAAUAAAGGGAAGCUUAUUAUUCA